AUGCCAGCCCAGAGUCCUGGGGCUGCCUUUGAUCACCGCUGUGACUUCUGUAGCCACGAGGGCCUUGUGUUGGGUGGAACCACCUUGAUCGCUGUCGUGAGAAAUAGGAGAAAUACCCGGGCAUCUGCCUCCAGAAAGGUGUCGGCCUCAAAAACUCUGAUAAAUUUGCGCCUUAUCUUGGUAAGCGGGAAGACAAAAGAAUUCCUGUUUUCCCCUAAUGACUCAGCUUCUGACAUCGCAAAGCAUGUGUAUGACAACUGGCCCAUGGACUGGGAAGAGGAACAAGUCAGCAGUCCAAAUAUCCUCCGGCUUAUUUAUCAAGGACGGUUUCUACACGGAAAUGUCACACUAGGAGCAUUAAAACUGCCCUUUGGCAAAACAACCGUGAUGCAUUUGGUGGCCAGAGAGACAUUGCCGGAGCCAAACUCUCAAGGUCAAAGGAACCGUGAAAAGACCGGUGAGAGUAACUGCUGUAUCAUCCUGUGA
Chrysochloris asiatica (Cape golden mole) is the source of this 486-nucleotide messenger RNA. RefSeq names its product ubiquitin-like protein 3-like. Lineage: Eukaryota; Metazoa; Chordata; Mammalia; Afrosoricida; Chrysochloridae. The coding region runs from base 1 to 486 and encodes 161 amino acids. Gene Ontology annotation, molecular function: protein binding. The record is from RefSeq and is a predicted model, not a curated record. The transcript has 6 exons.